AUGAAACAGUUGUGGUAUCUUAAUCUCUCUCGUUCUUUUUUUCAAGGUAUUGUUCCUCCUCACAUUAGAAACCUUUCUAAUUUAAAGGUUCUUGAUCUAAGUGAAACCUAUGAGCUGAUGAUAGAUGAUAUGACUUGGACUUUUGGUCUUUCAUCACUCGAGCAACUUGACUUGAGUUUUAAUGAUCUUAGUCGAGCACAAAACUGGGACAUGGUGCUUUACAUGAUUCCUUCGUUAAAAAAGUUAAGUUUGUCAUCUUAUGGACUUUCCAAUGUUGAUAUUCGUCUUUCUAUUAAUUCGAGUAAAAUACUCCCCAACAUCGAUUCCUAA
Messenger RNA from Lactuca saligna, 330 nucleotides. The record is from the annotation of a GenBank genome assembly. NCBI's taxonomy places the organism in Eukaryota, Viridiplantae, Streptophyta, Magnoliopsida, Asterales, Asteraceae.